Messenger RNA from Harpegnathos saltator (Jerdon's jumping ant), 1359 nucleotides. RefSeq names its product vascular endothelial growth factor A. Gene Ontology annotation, biological process: hemocyte migration. The record is from RefSeq and is a predicted model, not a curated record. NCBI's taxonomy places the organism in Eukaryota, Metazoa, Arthropoda, Insecta, Hymenoptera, Formicidae. Gene Ontology annotation, cellular component: membrane. Gene Ontology annotation, molecular function: growth factor activity. Bases 775 to 1185 code for a protein of 136 amino acids. The transcript has 2 exons.
UACCACGAUAUAUCAACGGCAUAUGCAUCAUUUUGUUACGUUAAAUAAAACUUAUAAUUCUGAAAAUGCAGAUAUCAAUGUACCAGUUUUGAAGUUGUCAAACUCUUCAACUAACCAGUAGUUUAAAAAGGUGAGAUCUUCAAUUUGUUUCACCGUGGAUUUCGUAGAUUCUGAAGCAAGUGGUCAAAGAAAUGGAUGAGAAAGAGAAAGGAAGAAAACAUGCAGAGGACGAAGGAAGCGAAGCGAGAAGAAGAGAAGUCACGCGACGUAACAUCGCGCUCUCGCUGCUCUUGAUAAUUAUAGUUAUCUUCUCGAGUUUCUUAGAACGGUUAGGCGAACCCCUCCUUGAACCUCCUGCUCUUACUGAGAAUCCGUAGGGAAACGCCUCGAGCGAAGAGAAAUCGAAGAGCAAGCGAGAACGAGAGAAGAAAUCGGAGGGGAAAGAAUGAGAAUGAGGGAACAGCCUGGAUGAAACUUACGUAUAUACACAGGACGAAAGAAUUCUGAUCGCAGAAGUUGACGGCAUUCACAGCGAGCGUCUUCGGCACGAACUUAAGGAAGAUUCCGGAAGACAUUAAAUGUAACUGGAUUUUGGAGGGAUCAAUUGAAGAUCUUCAAAGUUUAACAAAAGAAACUUGUGUGAAUGUGAAAUCAAACUUUAAGAAUCCGAUUUUGAUUCGUGUUUAACGGAGUAAUCGUUGGAUUUAGUGCUGUUAAAGAACAUUACGGUGAUUUCAAAACUUGUAAGAGUUCGCUUCGUGAAUAAUUUUGAAGAUGAAGACAUUUUUGCUUAUAAUCUACAUUCAAUUUAUAUUAACCGUCCUUGGCAGGCAUCACAGAGACAGUGGUUUCUUAAAUCACGUGCAGUUGGUGCAUCAGUUCCGAUGUUCUCUGCCUCAACUGAGAGCUGUUCCAGUAGAAGAUCUUCUCAACAUAGGUCCAGAGCCGGACGAGAUCUUUUAUCCUGCAUCCACGGUUCUAACACGUUGCGCCGGGUCAGGAUGUUGUCCUGAUUCUAGACAAGUUUGCGCUCCGGUCGAGACCAGAAACGUUAGUCUCGUUUUCAUGGUUAAGCAUCGCAUCGAUCAGCAACGAGAUCGUCAUCAUGAAAUUAUUCAUGCCCUGGAACAUACUAAGUGUGCCUGUAUAGAUGAAAUCCUAGCCGCAAAAAAUUCCACGCUUUAAAUGUGAAUGAUAGUCCUGAAAAAAAAAUUCGUAACCUAAAAUCAGAUUAAUUGAGAUUACUUUUUGAAUUUACAAAGAUCGAGAACGAAGGCUUUGUUUCUGUGAUAUUUUCAUUGUUUUGUAUUUCAUUUUUUUCUAAUAAACUUAUAUUACAGCAAACUUAUAUCGCUUGAU